CGGCAAUGGCUCCACCCACGCGUUUCCCUAGUUUGUUACUGUUUGCUGUUUUGUGGGGAUAAGGAUGCAGGACGAGCCACGUUAUUUGAAGAGACGCGUCAUACCCGGCUCUAUUGACGUUCAUCCAACAGAGAGCGCUCUGGUCGUCCACUAUCAAGUUGAAGCCACACUGCUUGGUGAUUACGGCGACCCAAUGCUGGGCGAACAAAAAGAAUGUCAAAAAGUGAUUCGUGUUCGUGGUCUAGGGGCUGGAUCUGAUGUUGGAACUUUGGCUCAGGAGAUUGUUGCUAAGUGUAGCAACUUGGUUCAUCCUGCAAAGCUGCCUGAAGUCGAACAGUUGCUCUACUAUUUGCAGAAUAGGCGGGGAAACACAAAGGCGACUCCUGCUAAACGGCAGCCGAUGAAGGUCACAGAUCCUUUUGAAGAGAAUGAGAUCAGUGAACGAGCUACGAUUGAUGAUAUUGAGGAGUAUUGUGAGUUGCUGUACGAGAAGGCGGAAGACAAAGUGCGAGGCACAGCCCUUAUACUACAACUUUCACGAAACCCAGACAAUUUGGAAGAACUGGCUCAAAAUGACGUUUUACUGGGUGCUUUGGCUCGUGUGUUGAGAGAGGACUGGAUGCACAACAUCGAACUGGCAACCAACAUUGCUUAUAUAUUUUUCUGCUUUAGUAGCUUCUCAGAUUUCCAUGGAAUUCUUCAACAGCACAAAGUUGGAGCAACUUGUAUGACCAUUGCUGAUUCUGAAAUAAAGAAGUGUGAGAAAAUGAAAGCAGACGUUGCUAAACGGAAGAAGAUUGCAGAAGAGAAAGGAAGUGCUGACUUGAAGAAAGAUUAUGAAAAGAGGAGGAAGCAGCUUGCAAUGAUAAUGAAAAAACAGGACCAGUUCUUUAGAGUUGCAUUUUAUAUGUUACUGAAUGUUGCUGAGGACACACGAGUCGAGAAGAAGAUGGUUAACAAACAGAUUGUUUUGAUGCUCGUCUCUCUUCUUGAUCGUGACAACAUUGAACUUCUCAUCUUAGUUGUUAGUUUUCUGAAGAAGCUGAGCAUUUUUGUGGAGAAUAAAGAUGUGAUGGCAAAGCUUGGUGUUGUUGAGAAGGUUGCACGUAUCGUUCCUUGUGAACAUGAUGUACUUCUCCAUGUAGCUGUAAGACUGCUUCUCAACCUUUCAUUUGAUCCUCGAUUAUGUGAGGCAAUGGUGAAAGCAGGACUUCUUCCAAAACUUGUUUCACUUCUGAGAAAUGAGCAAGUGCUUGUGUUUGUUCUCUGUCUUCUCUAUCACAUUAGUAUGGAUGAUCGAUGUAAAUCAAUGUUCUCCUACACAGACUGUAUACCACUGGUGAUGAAGUUGAUACUGGAGUGUCCAGAAGAAAAAGUAGAGCUUGAAAUUAUUGCACUGGGGAUUAAUUUGGCCGCCAAUAAGCGUAAUGCAGAGUUGAUGUUUGAAAAUGGAGGUCAGAGGUUGCUGAUGAGGCGAGCGUUGAAGACUAAAGACUCUCUUUUGCUCAAGAUGCUGAGAGUUGUUUCUCAGCAUGAAGGAGCAACAAAGAGCAUGUUUGUGCCUUACGUUUCUGAUUUUGCUGGUAUUAUCAGCUCAGGUGCUGACGAAGAACUUGUUGUCGAGUCUGUUGGCAUUCUUGGUAAUCUCAAUCUGCCAGAACUUGACUUCGAAGGGCUUAUAACAGAGUUUGACCUCGUUCCCUUCAUUAACAAGAAGUUAACUCCAGGCGCUGCCGAGGACGAUCUAGUUCUGGAGGUCAUUAUAUUGGUGGGGACUCUAGCGCGUGACGAGAGUUGUGCUGCAUUACUGGCCAAGUCCGGAAUCAUUCAGAAUCUUAUUACACUGUUGAACAGUAAACAAGAAGAUGAUGAAGUUGUUCUGCAAAUUGUAUAUGUUUUCUACCAGAUGGUAUUUCACAAAGAAACACGAGAUGUCAUUGUGGAGAGCACGCAGGCUCCGGCUUACCUCAUUGAUCUAAUGCACGAUAAGAAUACUGAAGUGAGGAGAGUUUGUGAUGCAACGCUUGACAUUGUAUCGGAAUGCGAUAUACAAUGGGCAACGAAAAUCCAAGCUGAGAAAUUCCGAUGGCACAACUCCCAGUGGCUAGAGAUGGUCGCUCAGCAUCAGAUGGAAGACCAGGCGUAUGAAGAAGCGGACCAGGAUGGCUUCAUGUCACCGCACGAUAUGCUGUUACACAUGCCGGACGACUAUCUGGAUUCCUAUCCGGACUUCUAUAAUCACGACGAGGCUUACCCAACACAAACCUACGGGAUAGCUGGCAUAUCAAAUGGCUAUCAUGCUGGCUUUGAGUAUGGGCUGGGCGAGAUGAGACGCGACGAAUUCGAGUUGGACGAACGAAUGGCCGCCGAAGAGCGAGAAUUCCUCGAACAGGAGUAUGGACGAAUGAUGGGACGCGGAAUGUACGGUGGUUACGGUCCCGCACCGCCGACUAGCCCCUACAGGUCGUAGACGAUUGUGCUUGCUAACCGGAUUGGCUUAGUCUGAACGUGACGUCACCGGGAUUGCCAUCAUCAUCUGGAGACCACUGACUACGCAUCAACAAACGCGAAUUGACAUAGCGGGAUAGGUUGUUGCCUCUUGAUACAGCGUCACAAAUACAGUAGGCAGAGGUAACUAC
This is a messenger RNA of Corticium candelabrum, 2639 nucleotides long. Its product is annotated as kinesin-associated protein 3-like. Lineage: Eukaryota; Metazoa; Porifera; Homoscleromorpha; Homosclerophorida; Plakinidae. Gene Ontology annotation, biological process: microtubule-based movement; cilium organization. Gene Ontology annotation, molecular function: kinesin binding. Bases 65 to 2470 code for a protein of 801 amino acids. The record is from RefSeq and is a predicted model, not a curated record. The transcript has 13 exons. Gene Ontology annotation, cellular component: kinesin II complex; axoneme; ciliary transition zone.